AUGGACUCAGAGGUGCACCAAAGCAUAUCGGGCAGCAGGACACAAAUGGCCUUAGCAAAAAGUACUUUGGAGUCCCAAGAAAGUAAUUUCCUUCAAACGGUUUUAUCAUCAGUUACCACUCCCUUUGAUGUGACUUUAUUUAACCAAGAAGAAAUGGUCAAGAUUUCAGAAGGGCGAAGUACGCCGUUGGUAGAUGUCUCUGUAACGAGCAAUGAGGCAUUCUUAAGUGACGAUGAAUUUAUUAGCUCAUUUCCAAAGGCACAGUGGACUCCUCCACUGAAGUCUUUUGCAGUUUUAACAGAUCAUCACUCAGUUAAGACAGUAGAGCCACCAGGAGAAACGUUAGAAACUGUGUUGCUAACACCUUCAUUAUCUGUCCUUUUUUCACCAUAUGAUAUCUUAAAAACAGCACAGCAAAAGACUCCCUUGAGCGCUGUCCCUGAACGCAGUAACAGUCUUACAGAAUUGAAGCCUUUUGUACCAGAUAGUGAAAUGCUAACUGCAAACAGAGACUUGCCGUUGUACCCUCCAAAUACAGCUAUUUAUUUAACUUCCAUUCCUUCAGAGGCGGGAAUUGCAGUGUGGGAAAACAUAAAUGCAAGUUUAACAGCUCUGCCUCUUGGGGCUGCUUCAGAAGGGUCACCUUUUCAUCUCAAGCUGCUGGAUAAAAACAGCCAUGUGACCCCAGAUGCCACAGCACAGAGUGCAGACCCAUAUGGUGACAUUUACACCUAUGCGAGUAGCAGGGCAGCAGAAACUCUCAGUCUAAGGACCUACCCUCCUCCAAGCAUUCCCUGGGCCACCCCGGCUUCAGCAGCCAGUGCUGAGCCUGCUUUGUUUCCUAUUAGUCUUCCACUUGCAUCUUUCCCACUUCACUCAGCUGCCAUUUCCACGGACUCUAAUAUGGUUCUUAAUGCCAGCCUGUUUACACAUGAAUUCUCCAGUACAACACCAAAUUUGCCUGCCAUUUCAGAAAUACCACAUCAAUCAGAGCUUGUUAGUGAGCUCAUGAGUCCAGUGCCUUUCACGAGAUCAUACAGUUCUUGUCUGUAUUGUGACUCAGUUUCACUUCUGCCAGAAGCAGGCUUUUCCUCAGAACAUGAUGUGGGCUCAGGCGAUUAUGUUGAAACUUUGUCCAUCAAAGCCUCUGAAGUACAAGGCAUAACUCCAUUUACAACUAUAAUUACUGACGGGUAUGAAUUAGAGGAGCCUACACCUGAGAUUUUUGAUACUUCUUUUCCAUCGAGACCAGUUGUUUCAUUUUCUUCAAGAUUCGCAGAAAUCCCUGAUUCAAGUGCAUUUUUAUUAAGCACUAUGGACACUGUCCUUAACAGAACAGCUAUAACAGUUUCUCCUUACCAUCAGCUCCCUGGAGGAACAUCACUGAACAUCUCUGUUGCCCAGUUUUCCCUCCCUGUUCCGGAAACAGUUGCGUUGACACCAAGCACUCGUGUAGAACUUCCUGAUGCCGUGCCGUUUGACUCUACCUUCAUCCCAAGUGAGCCGGUAGCAUCGUUUGCAGUCAGUCGUACGACUUUGGAGUCACCAGAAUUAAUGCCAUCAGAAUCUGUAGUUUUGCUUGACAAGACAUCUACAAAGGAAGAACCAUCUUUAAAUAUUUCAGAUUUUCCAUUCCACAUUUUAUCAACACCAUUUCUUAUUGAACCUAGCUACUCGUCUUUAUCAUUGGCCAUGCUAAAUUCUUACUCUGUCAUGCGAAGUGAUUUAUCAACACUCUUACCUCAGACCUUGUUGACUGGGAUAUCAGUACUUUCUGAGGAUGUUUCCAGCUGGGAGUUAGCUACCACUGUCAGCUCCACCACUGAUGCUGAGGUUUCUCAGUUCCCUCUUGGCCAAACAUCAUACUUUUAUUCAAAUGCAUCCUCUGUUCCAGGUGCGUAUGUUCCUGAAAUAACGCUGUCAUCAGAUUUUCACUCUGAGUCGUCUGUCUUUCUGGAAGCACCCUCAGUACUGCCAGCGGGCUCUGAAGUUGUGUUUACCUCAGCUGUUACAGGAGCUACCUCUCAGUUGGAGCCUUCACUCUCCGCGUCUCACUCCGUGGUUCCUACCCUGGUGCUGCCCACUUCUGACACCCCCUCUGUUACCAGCAGCACCUUGCUCAAUGAAACAAAUCUGAUCUCUUUGUUUACUACCUUUCCCGCAACUCCUGUCUUAAACGUAUCUUCAUCUCUGCUCUCAACUGCUCCGGCUUCUGAUGAGGAUAUUGGUGCUAAGGUUAACCCCACGCUGCUUUUAACGUCUCGCAGUGAGGGCAGUGCCCACACAGCCCUUCCUCCCGCAGACCCUGACAACCUGACAUCACGUGCCGACACCAGCAGCGUGAUGCCCUUUCCUACAGCAUCUCUGUCUGUGACCACGUCGUUUGCUCCCACGCAAUUUCCUCCGACUUCUAGCCCUCCCACUGGAUAUGAAGUUCCGGCAGGAAGCAGUGUAACUGCUGGUACUGAUGCAUCGGCUGCUUCCACCACUGUCCCCGCGACCACUGCCACCAGUGCCGCAGGCAGCCGCGGCACGGCUGCUGCAGGCAGCCUGGGGACGUUCUCCUCCACCCCUCCGGCGACCACUACUCCAUCUGAACCUGUGGUCCUAACCUCUGCCGUGACCACUACCAGGCAACCCUAUGUCUGCGACAUCACAGUUCCCGAUGCUUAUUUAGUCACUGCGGUGCUGGCCCGAAGAGCUGUUCUACAAAAUGUCAGUGAAUCCAUCAGAGAAGUGCUCAGAGUUCAGUUCAGGCGAUCAGUAGAGCUAGAGGUUUAUAAAAUCUCCCCCAAAUUUGCUUUCUUGGUGACCUCAGGUCCUUUUGUUUACACGGCAGUAGCUGUCAUAAAUGUGCUUGUGAACAGCAGUCUUCUUCGUGGUGAGGCCCCCAUGAUCCUCUCACUGCAUCCUUCUUUCACUGUGCCAGAUAACAGAUUCCAAGUUCAGACAGUGCUUCAGUUUGUGCCUCGGAACGUGGACGUUGGGUUCUGUGACUUUAGCCGGCGCAUUGAGAAAGGGCUGACAAUGGCAUUCAUGGAAGCAAGCAAACACCAGGAGUUCUACAACUUCACUGUGCAGAUACUGAAUAUAACUCUGAGCAGGCCUGGGGUGGCAUUUCGGCAAGGCCCCGUGAGCAUUGUUUUUGCUGUCCGAGAUAGAUACGGUUUUCUAAAUGGGUCUGAAGUCAGUGAGCAGCUAAGAAACUUGUCCGUGGUGGAAUUCAGUUUCUAUCUGGGCUUUCCUGUGCAGCAAAUUGCUGAACCCUUUCAUUAUCCUAAGCUUAAUGUGUCUCAGUUGAUGAAAUCUUCCUGGGUGAGAACAGUUCUCUUGGGUGUCGUCGACCAGCGAAUUCAGGAGGAAGUGUUUCAGGCUGAGAUGGAGCGGAAACUAGCUCACCUGUUAAACGAGGCUUUGGCCAGAGGGCGGAUAUGGAGACGAGCCAGUUUUGCAGGCAGCAACAUUGUGCAGAUUGUGAACGUGUCACGGUUAGUUGGUGUUGAUAACCCUGUGGAGCUGAUCUAUUUUGUGGAGGACCAAGAUGGAGAGAGACUCAGUGCUCUGAAGUGCUCAGACCUGAUGAACAGAGUUGAUAUCCAGCGGGCUGCAAUCAUCCUUGGAUACCGCAUUGAAGGCACCGUUGCACAGCCUGUGGAGAAGCUGAAGGAGUCCACCUCAGAAUCACAGAAUAGCAACCUAUGGAUUAUUGUUGGUGUGGCAGUCCCAGUUGCUGUGGUGCUCCUGAUUGUUAUUAUUUUAUACUGGAAACUUUGUCGAACGGACAAACUGGAGUUUCAGCCAGACACGAUGAGCAACAUUCAGCAGCGACAGAAGCUACAAGCUCCCAGUGUGAAAGGCUUUGAUUUUGCUAAGCAGCAUCUUGGCCAGCACAAUAAAGAUGAUGUCCUGAUUAUCCAUGAGCCAGCUCCUUUACCAGGACCUAUUAAGGAUAGUACCCCAUCUGAAAAUGGAGAAGUGCCCAGCCCCAAAUCCAAGACUUCCUCAAAGCCUUCAAAGACUGUUCGACACAGAGGGAGAGUUUCGCCGUCAGAUGCUGACUCCACAGCAAGUGAACAAUCCAGUGGGAGAGAGACAGGAGAAGAAACUGCCAGACCAUCAACUGUUGCAAACGAGGGCAAACCACGAAGAGCAGUGAAGAAGGGACCUCCUCAGACCAGCAGUGGAAACGAGCAGCACUCCUCAGCCUCUAUCUUUGAACAUGUGGAUAGAAUGUCGCGUUCCUCAGAUGCCAGCAGACGGGUCCCAAGCAAGAUCCAGCUGAUUGCUAUGCAACCGAUGGCAGCACCUCCGGUUCAGAACUCAGUGCUUUCUGAUCGAGUAGCAGAGACCAACAAAAUUAAUAAAGAGAUACAAACAGCCCUGAGGCAUAAAUCUGAGAUUGAGCAUCACCGCAAUAAGAUUCGUCUUCGUGCCAAGCGCAAAGGGCAUUAUGAAUUUCCAGUGGUGGAUGAUGUGGUGGUGGUUGACUCCAAAGAACAGCACAGAAUAUAUCGCAAGGCACAGAUGCAGAUUGACAAGAUCUUGGACCCUGGAGGCAGUGUGCCUACUGUCUUCAUAGAGCCCAGGAAGAGUUCUCGUGCAAAACGUUCUCCCAAGCAGCGCCGGCGACAUCAGAUAAAUGGUAGUCCUAUCGAUGCGGAAAAGGACAGAUUAAUCACAACUGACAGUGAUGGGACAUACAAAAGGCCUCCAGGAGUCAAUAACUCUGCAUAUAUUUCUGAUCCAGACUUGCCUCCUGAACCUCAGACAUCAUCUUCAGCUGAUCUGGGGAAGUUCCCUGGCUUGCCUUCCCACCCAGUCUCCCAGUACGUCCCACCACAGCCAUCCAUUGAAGAGGCUCGGCAAACCAUGCACUCGCUGCUGGAUGAUGCUUUUGCGCUGGUGGCUCCCAGCAGCCAAGCAGCCAAUUCCACGGCCGUCACACCACCCGGGGUCUCUGCAGGACAGCCGAGAUAUGUGGAAUUUGGAAUGACUCCACCAACAGCACCAGGUCUCCUACCAAGGCAGAACUUUGGGCCAGGUUUUCUUCAACCUGCGGAGUUAAUGCACCCGGACCAGCAGCCACCUGAGGUUCAGUAUUCCUCCAGAGGGAUAUACUCAGAGGAAGUGCCAUCAGUGGCACGGCCACGACCAGUUGGAAGCACUGCAGGUUCUCAGAUACAGCACCUCACUCAGGUGGGAAUUGCUAGCAGGAUCGGAGGUCAACAAGUGGAGAUCCCCUCAGGCAGAGCAGGGCAUGGCCAGCCGGGGGGGCCAGGGUGGCCCCAGUACCGUGGAGAGGAUGAAUAUGCUAGGCGAGAUGCAACGCAUAUGCAUGGACACCAAGAAUAUUCCUCCUCACCAGUAUUCCAGAUGCCGAGGACUUCAGCCAGGCAGCCUUCGGCACCCCCUGCUCAGCUUCCACACAACAGCCUUCAGGGCCAGGGCCUUUGCUACACCACCAGUUCCACUGAGGACCUCCAGCCAGGUCACUCUUCAGCCUCUCUUAUCAAAGCAAUUAGAGAAGAACUUCUACGACUUUCUCAGAAACAGACAACAGUGCAGAACUUCCAUAGUUGAUUUAGCAUUCCCUUGCAAAUCUGCCAGGUAUCUGCUUCCUAUGGAAGCAAAGACUUAGAGGAAAUCAGCAAUGUUGUUCUCUCAAAAGAAUGAACUUUCACAGCUCUGUUGACAACACUCUGGAAAAAAUGAAAAAGGCAGCAAAAUGAGGAUAGUAAGGAGAGAUGGAGGACAAACAGGGAAAAUCAUCAGUGUCAUCACAAGUAAUAUUAAUUAAUCUGCUAAUAUUACGGUGCUCCUCUUCUCUCCCUACCCUCAUUCAGCCUAACAAAUAAAUAAAACCUUAGGUCAAGAAGUCAACACUCCAGCAACAAAAAAAUC
This is a messenger RNA of Pelecanus crispus (Dalmatian pelican), 5901 nucleotides long. The record is from RefSeq and is a predicted model, not a curated record. Lineage: Eukaryota; Metazoa; Chordata; Aves; Pelecaniformes; Pelecanidae.